UUAAAGUGCGCAUGUGUGCACAUACCGGGCCAAGAAGUGAGGUUAGGCCUAACUGUUCAUUCACGUGUCUUCAAAAAUGAAAAAGCCACUCAAACGCCGUCGUAAUGAUACUGAAACAGAAAAAAAAGCUGAACCAGAGCCCUUACCAGCCGUGCGACACUCAGACGAGCCGCCACCGAAAAAGAUCAAAUGGGUCAACAAACAACGAGUUCUUGUCUUCAGUUCGCGGGGAAUCAGUCACAGGGACAGACACUUGAUGGAAGAUUUGAAAAAAUUAAUGCCACACCAUAAACCCGAAUCAAAAAUGGAAAGAAGCAAAAACUUAUCAGUAGUAAAUGAAAUGUGUGAAAUGAAAAACUGUAACAAGGCCGUUAUGUUUGAAGGGAGGAGGAAAAUGGAUUUGUACAUGUGGUUGGCCAAUGUUCCAAAUGGACCUAGUGCAAAAUUUCUGGUCGAAAAUGUGUACACAAUGAGUGAGAUAAAAUUAACUGGGAACUGCCUGCGGGGCUCUCGACCGCUACUCAGCUUCGACCCCACUUUCACAGAGAAGCCCCACUACACCCUCCUCAAGGAGCUCCUAACGCAGAUAUUUGGGGUCCCCAAACACCACCCAAAAAGCCAGCCCUUCUUCGACCACGUUUACACCUUCACGCUUUUGGAUAACAGGAUUUGGUUUAGGAAUUUCCAGAUUUUGUCAGAAGACGGCGCUUUGGCUGAAGUGGGGCCCAGAUUUGUCCUAAAUCCAGUGAAAAUAUUUUCUGGAAGUUUUGGUGGUGCUGCACUUUGGGAAAACCCGUUCUAUGUCAGUCCAGCAAAAUACAGACAACAAAUACGUCUCUCUGCCAAAAACAAAUAUCUCAAUCGGGUUCAGCAGAAAGCACACGCGAGCACAGCAAAUUCCGGCGAUGGUUACAAAAUGACGCCUUUGGAUGAUAUUUUUGAAGGCGAUCCGCUUGAAAAAGCCCAACAAAUCGAAGAAGAGAAGACAGAAAUAAAAGAAAAACCGAAAAAAGUUUUGAAGAAGAAGAGAUUCGGGAAAAAGAAAAAACAGAAAUGAGAUGCUUGUAACAGGUUUAUUUUCAUUAAAAUUUAUAAAAACAG
Molecule: messenger RNA, 1101 nt
Organism: Tribolium castaneum (red flour beetle)
Lineage: Eukaryota; Metazoa; Arthropoda; Insecta; Coleoptera; Tenebrionidae
Exons: 4
Coding region: 77-1057 (326 amino acids)
Biological process (GO): ribosomal large subunit assembly; rRNA processing
Cellular component (GO): nucleolus
Molecular function (GO): rRNA binding
Source: RefSeq, a predicted model, not a curated record